AAGAAGAAGAAAUUGUAUGGUGUCAAGAUGCGGUCAUUUCUUUUAACAACAGCCAGUUUUCUCUUAACUGGAUUUGUUGUUGGCAAUGCGUAUUUUCAGAAGAAGCAGUUCUACCCGUCAGUGGUGUAUAUAACUAAGUCUAAUCCAAGCAUGGCUGUAUUAUACUUUCAAGCCUUUGUAUUUGUCACUCUCAUGGGAAAACUAAUGAGAAAAAUAUUCUUUGGACAAUUGAGAGCUGCAGAAAUGGAGCACCUGAUAGAAAGGUCUUGGUAUGCAGUCACAGAAACUUGCCUGGCAUUCACAGUGUUCCGUGAUGAUUUCAGUCCUCGCUUUGUGGCUCUCUUCACCUUGCUACUGUUCAUCAAGUGUUUUCAUUGGCUUGCGGAGGAUCGGGUUGACUAUAUGGAAAGAAGUCCUGUCAUCUCAUUUGUGUUUCACUGCCGAGUUUGGUCUCUGUUGAUGGUGUUGGGUUCUCUUGAUAUCUUUUUUGUGAACCACGCCUACUACAGUACACUGCUAAAAGGUGCAUCAGUGCAGCUUGUUUUUGGAUUUGAGUAUGCAAUUUUGUUCACGGUAGUGUUGAUGACCUUUGUGAAAUAUGUCCUCCACUCCCGUGAGCUUCAAAGUGAAAAUCCCUGGGAGCAGAAAGCUGUCUACCUCCUCUAUACAGAACUGAUCAUAGGAAUGGUCCGUGUUAUCCUGUAUGUAGCAUUUAUGACCAUCAUGAUUAAAGUGCACACAUUCCCAUUGUUUGCUAUCCGACCAAUGUAUCUGUCAAUGAGAUCCUUCAAGAAAGCAUUGCAUGAUGUCAUCAUGUCAAGACGAGCCAUUCGCAAUAUGAACACAUUGUAUCCUGAUGCAACUGCUGAAGAAUUGGCUGAGGGCGACAACGUGUGUAUUAUAUGUCGGGAAGAAAUGGCAACUAACUGCAAGAAACUGCCAUGCAACCACAUCUUCCAUGCGAGCUGUCUGCGGUCGUGGUUCCAGCGCCAACAGACCUGUCCCACAUGCAGAAUGGAUGUACUGCGCAUGCCGCGUCCAGAACCUGUACCAAUAAUACAGGAUAAUCAGGCAGAGCAGCAACGACAAUACGCCCAAGCUUUCUUCCAGCAAGCUUUUCCACAAAUGUGGCCGCCACCUCCAUUUGUACCUGGCCAGCCACCUCAUCCACAUCAGCUAGGACAGCAACAGCUAGGACAGCAACAGCCAGCACCAGCUCAAACUCCGACUCCGCCCAGUACACAGUCCCCAUCAGGGCCAAACCAGCCCUCGCCCUCGACCCAGUCAGGAGCAACUGGAGGCGCUGCAGCAUCACCAGCAUCCACUUUACCCACUGCUUUUCCUGCAUCAACUCCAGGUAUGCCGGGGGUGCCACCAUUCGACCCGAUGUUCAAUAUGAUGUCCUACAUGUCACCAUUUGGAUUUCCUCAGCCACCACAGACUUUGUCAGGUUUGUCUGAUGAAGAACUCAAGAACCUUGAAGGCCAAGAGCGGGAGAAUAUAGAAGCAAGAAUUCAGUGGUUACGAGAUAUCCAGUCUUUGUUGGAUGGAGCCAUGGUUCUCAUUAAUCAAUACAACCAAGUGGCAGCUCAGUCAAGUAUUCCAGGUAUUGCAGCUUCAUCACUGCGGUCUUCGACAACUCCAGGUACACCUGGAACAAUUCCAAAUAAAAUGGAAUCUACCCAGAGUACACCAAAUACCACAUCAGCAAAACUCGGAGGUGCCAAGCCAAAGAUAACUCCAGUAAAGAAAGAGAAUAGUUCUCCAGCAACAGAGCUGAAGAUGAAAAAUGGAAAAAUAGAACAAAAUAUAGAUUACUCUAAUUUAGAAGGUGCUGUGGGUUUCACGGCACCAACCGAAGACAGCAUACCCGAGUGGGAGGAUCCUCGCGAGGAACAGCACGAAGACGAGCUGCAUGAAGUGAGGAAAAGACGCUUACAAAAGUUUACUUCUGAAAGUAUAGAUCGAACGCAAGCCAAGUCAGAUCUUGAUUGAGCUAGCCAGUUGGAUGAAGAUUUGUGUGAAUGGGAAAUAAUUAUUUUAGACUUGUAUGUGUGCAACUAAAUGCCCAGACUUUGCCGAUUAGCAAGUCUGAUGCAAUAACCAGUAAGAAAUAAAUAGCAGACUUGAAAACUGGACAUCUUUUUCCUCGUUAUGUUGUGGGAGAGUCUUCAGUUUGGUCCUGUCAGUACUUCACAGUUUGGUUCUUUAUUGUGGUGUGUGUUGUUUUUUCAAUGAAUUGGUGAUUGGUAUUACUCAAAGCAGCUAAAGAGUACGUGAGAAAAACCUGUGAUCUGUUUUACUUGUGUUGUAAUAAAUGGUGUUAUUAAAUUUGUCAGAACAAAGAUAAAAAUGUUACUGAAGAUUACUGGAGGGGUACUUGUUUUAAUAAGUAAUUGACUUUACAAGAGAAUUUGACAAGAGAAUAAUUUUUGAAAAAGUUUCACUAACAAGUGAAACCCUUUAAUAGUGAUUACUUCUUUAUUUGUUCAACAAAAUAUUAACAGAAUUACACAUUUUCAGUUUUUUAAAUAGGUAAUUUAAUUAAUGUGCUAGUAAAUACAUACAAUGGAUUCUUGUGUACCAUUGACUGGUUUUCAUAAGUCUCGUACUUAAAAAAGUAUAUUGUGAUGGCUAUUUUCAUAAGUAAUAAAUUAUAUUAUAUAAAGUGAAUGCCAGUACAUUAUAUGCACUUAAUUUGUUCAGUUCCUCAUUUUAGUUUAUCAUAUGAAUAUUUUUUGAAGUACCAGUAUUGCAUUUCAUUUACAUUACUUUAUUAUGACAAAGAGUGCACUCAUGCACAAACUGUUAACCAGUGCCUGUGUAUUCUGUUCGUUAACAAAUGCAUGCUUUCUGUCUGAUUUAGUGUUAAUGUUGUAAAAAUCAUAAUCACCUUUGUCAUUUCACACUCAUUCUUCACAAUUAACCCAUCAAAACAUAAAGCCUUUAUGACAUCUCAUUUUGAAGUCCCAAUAUUGUUAAUGUUAUUUUCAUACCAAGACUAUUUCUGGCUACCUUCUUCCAUUACGAUGGACUACUUUUAAAAUUACAGACAUUUUUGUCUUAUAUAUUCUGUUAGAUGUGUCCUGUUUUUAUCCCACGUUGACCAGUGAAACUGUUACUGGGGAUGAGCACCAGUCCAUGGAUUGUGGUUGACAAAUACUGGUGUAUACAUGGCUCUUAAGCCCUGUGUGUGUACAUGGCUCUUAAGCCCUGCGUGUCUACAUGGCUCUGAAGCCCUGUGUGUGUACAUGGCUCUUAAACCCUGCGUGUCUACAUGGCUCUUAAGCCCUGUGUGUGUACAUGGCUCUUAAGCCCUGCGUGUGUACAUGGUUCUUAAGCCCUGCGUGUGUACAUGGCUCUUAAGCCCUGCGUGUGUCUACAUGGCUCUUAAGCCUUGCGUGUCUACAUGGCUCUUAAGCCCUGCGUGUCUACAUGGCUCUGAAGCCCUGCGUGUCUACAUGGCUCUUAAUCCCUGCGUGUGUAUACAUGGCUCUUAAGCCCUGCGUGUCUACAUGGCUCUUAAGCCCUGCGUGUGUACAUGGCUCUUAAGCCCUGCAUGUGUACAUGGCUCUGAAGCCCUGGCUCUUAAGCCCUGCGUGUGUAUACAUGGCUCUAAAGCCCUGUGUGUGUGUACAUGGCUCUGAAGCCCUGUGCGUGUACAUGGCUCUGAAGCCCUGCGUGCGUGUACAUGGCUCUGAAGCCCUGCAUGCGUGUACAUGGCUCUGAAGCCCUGGCUCUUAAGCCCUGCGUGUGUAUACAUGGCUCUUAAGCCCUGCAUGUGUACAUGGCUCUGAAGCCCUGCGUGUGUACAUGGCUCUGAAGCCCUGCGUGCGUGUACAUGGCUCUUAAGCCCUGCGUGCGUGUACAUGGCUCUGAAGCCCUGUGUGCGUGUACAUGGCUCUGAAGCCCUGCGUGCGUGUACAUGGCUCUGAAGCCCUGCGUGCGUGUACAUGGCUCUGAAGCCCUGCUUGUGUACAUGGCUCUUUAGCCCUGCUUGUGUACAUGGCUCUUAAGCCCUGCAUGUGUAUACAUGGCUCUUAAGCCCUGCGUGUGUAUACAUGGCUCUUAAGCCCUGCUUGUGUAUACAUGGCUCUGAUCCCUGCUUGUAUACAUGGCUCUUAAGCCCUGCGUGUGUAUACAUGGCUCUUAAGCCCUGCAUGUCUGUUGGAUUCUGGGUGGGUGUUCUCCCAUGCCAACCAGUGCCUUACCACUGGUACAUUAAAGGUUGUAGUAUGUACUGUCCUAUGGAAAGUGCAUAUAAAAGAUAUGUUUGACAUCAGAUAGCCAUUAAACAAAUAUUCUGUUCCUUUCCUAUUUUAGAAAAACAAAGAAUUUGAUUUUUUAAGAGGGGCAGGAUGUAGCUCAGUUGUAAAGUGCUCUGAUGAUGCGCAGUUAGUCUAGGAUCGAUUCCCAUCAGUGGGUCCAUUGGGCUAGUUCUCGUUCUAGCCAGUGCGCCAUGACUGGUAUAUUGAAGGCUGUGGUAUGUGCUAUCCCAUCUGUGGGAUGGUGCAUAUAAAAGAUCCCUUGCUACUAAUGGAAAAACAUAGCGUGUUUCUCCUCUAAAGCUGUAUGUUAAACUUACCAAAUGUUUGACAUCCAAUAGCCGAUGAUGAAUAAAUCAAUGUGCUCUUGUGGUGGUGGUAAAAAAACAAAUUGUUAAAUCCAAAAUUAUGCUCGAUACAGAUCUAUAAAUUAAUGUAAUUUUGGGAUUUUCUUUAGAAAUGUUGUAAUCUUUCAUAACAGAUUGACUAGAGGGAGAGCAAUUGUGGUGGCUCAUUAGCUAAGAUUGUUUUUUUUGCAUCUAAUUCAAUAAUCGUACAUUAUAUUGUAUUUAUUAGUAUUUGUUAGUAUCAUGGUUCAAUAAUUUUAGUGCAAAUGGAUGAUACACCCAAAUGAGUUUCAGGUAGAAUUCCUUUUUGUUCGUGCAGGAGUAUAAGAUUUAUUUUUAAUAUUUUUAGAGGUUAUUUUUUUACCAAAUUGGUAAAUGACCUGGUAAUCAUGGGAAACUGGGCUGUGUUCCAUUUCCAAGUCAAUCCAGUUACAUUUUGCCUACUGUAUUACUGGAGAUUAUUUGGCAGCAGCCUAGUACACACACUGACAUUUUUCAUUUCACUGAAAACCAGAAUUAUUAAUCAAAUAUACCCAUUCAGUUGGUAUUACACAAACAAAUUGUUACACUAGUCAUAAUAUUAUUGCAGGGGUAGUCUGUUGAAACAAGUUUCCAAUUCUUUUAUUCACUUAACAUUGUUUUAUUUUAAAUUUAUUGUUUGUCAAGUGUAAAAUGUUUAUUAUGGGUCUUUUAUCAUCAUUGCAUAAUUAUAUACAAGAAAUAGUGUUAUUUGAAAGAUGAAAUGAAGGUGUACAGGUGUAUUUUAUGUAUUUCAAAGCUGCAAACAUAUAUGCUAUAAUUAUAUAUUGUUUGGUAGUACCCCAGCACAGCAUUCAUCGGUUAUAUUGAAGGGUGAUGAGGAUUUUGUUUUUGGAUUGUUUAUUUAUAAUUGUCCAUCACAUAGGUAAUCAGAAUAAACGAUUGCCCACUUUGUUUUAGAAAUGGUACAUUUUUAAUGUAAAUUAUUUCCAGAAUGGUGAUUUUAUAAACAGUUAUGUCCAGUGUCACACUACAUGUAUGUCCAGUGAGGGUGGAAUGAAGUGGUUUCUCUUUGUUUUGAAAACAUAAAAGACCACUAUCCACAGUUGAUCUUUUAUAAUUUAAGAACUUGGCAAUAAAUCCUCAUUUAGAAUGAGCCCAUGCAAAAUGAAUCGGUAUCAUAUUUUUUUCAUCAGUAAUUAUUAAAUGUAUUUAGCGUAUGACCUGUGAUUAUACAUGAAAGGAACUGGUUAUACUUCCUGUUACUGAGGAAGGUCAAGAAUAAUGCUGUGUUCAUUAGAAAUCUCUGAACACAACUUGUGAAUUGAGGUGGGAUUUUCUGUCUCCAAUCAUCACAACUUGUGGAAAAUAUAGCGGAACAAACACACAUCAUUCGUGCAAAUAUGUGUUGGGGUGUGUGAGAUUCCAGUGACAAUGCAGGUUGUUUAUAAAUCGCAUGAAUGGUCACCACUUAGUGAAGUCAUGCUCACAAUUUGGAACUUGUGAAUUCACAAUAUUCACGAGCACCAUAUGAAUGCAGCAUAAAACGAGAAACAUUUCAUCUUGGGCUCCAAACUGCAAUAUGGUUGGUGUAUAACAUUUUAAAUAUGAAGAAGAUCAUUGUCAAAGGAAUAUUGAUAUGACAUGCAUUCUGGUCAAUAUUAUCAUGGAUCACAUGUAAAAUGUCUGGCAUCUGUGGUGCGGAAUUAUGAUUUAUUUUGCAAUCUUUUGAGCAAUUGUAUCCCAAGUAGAAAUGACAUUUACAAAUCCUGUUUUGUAAAUAAAAAUUGUUGUAAUAUAAAA
This is a messenger RNA of Gigantopelta aegis, 6394 nucleotides long. Its product is annotated as E3 ubiquitin-protein ligase synoviolin B-like. The record is from RefSeq and is a predicted model, not a curated record. Bases 28 to 1995 code for a protein of 655 amino acids. Lineage: Eukaryota; Metazoa; Mollusca; Gastropoda; Neomphalida; Peltospiridae. Gene Ontology annotation, cellular component: cytoplasm. The transcript has 14 exons.